Molecule: messenger RNA, 1560 nt
Organism: Alternaria atra
Lineage: Eukaryota; Fungi; Ascomycota; Dothideomycetes; Pleosporales; Pleosporaceae
Exons: 1
Coding region: 1-1560 (519 amino acids)
Cellular component (GO): mitochondrion
Source: RefSeq, a predicted model, not a curated record
AUGUCUAUAUGCUCUAAUUCAGUCCGAGCAUUGUCGCGCUCUCGCAUUCCGCCAAUCAAGACGCUCCUUCCGUUCCUCUACCAGACACCGACGAUCCAGCAAUGCCAGCCCGCCACACGACCAAUUGCUCGCCGCAACAUCGCCUCGCGAUCACGCCCAUACGACAAAGAGGACAUACCUUUCGAAGAUGAGAAUCUACCACCUGCCAUCGAUCAAGAACCUCCACGAAAGACUACUAUAACGGGUACUGAGCGUGCUGCAUUCCAGAAGUUGUAUAGAAAAUUCAAUACCGAGGGACGUCAGCAGAAGGAGAAAGACCAUGUUGUGGAGCUCGAUCAGAUAGCAGACGAGUAUUACGAAGACGAUGAAGAACAUCUGAAGCCCUCUCUGGAUAAGGUCUUCGACGACGUAUUGAAGGGUGAACCGCGGUUGCGAGCAUCACGUACAGUCCCUCAAAGGCCAAAGACGACGGCUCAGUCUCCAAAGGAAGAAACUCUACACGCGGAACUAGGCAAAGCGCAGACCAGCAAGAGGAAAGGCACCAAUGUGGAUGCGGCAAAAUUCAAGGAAUUGCGUCUAGCAGAACGAGAACGAAUCGACAAACUCAUACGCAACGCCCCUACCGACCGCGCCCUCUGGCAAACCCUCGAACGCGAAGUUUUCACCAAAGUGCGUAGUCUAGAUCUCGACAACGUCAGCAAUGGAGGUAUCAAAGAGCCAAUUUCCAAAGCCAGCACCGGCACAUCGAAGAAGUCGUCCAAACCAAAGAGUGUCCACAAACCCGAUCCACCCAGCUCCGAUGCGCGCAUUCUCUUCCAAAACUAUCCACACCACCUCAUAGUUGCCGUCUCCACAUUGCGCACCGAGUUCCCCUCUUCGCGCUUACCCUUCUCUAUCUUACCUACGAUCAAAAGGCUAGGCCGCUCCUCGCACGCUCUCGGCGCCACGACAACGCUCUAUAAACACCUUAUCCGCACGGCAUGGAUUCAACAAUCUUCCUACACGACCAUCAACACGCUCCUCACCGAAAUGGACGAUAACGCCAUUGAAUUCGAUGCCGACAUCCUCGGUCUCUUAGACGCCAUAAUCAAGGAGCACAACCAGGCGAGGAGUGGUGUAUUAGGAAAAGAGAUGUCGCUGGUGUACGGCAUGGAAAUGUUCGUCAACGACCUACAAAAGAUUGUUACGUGGAGAGAUGUGAUUGCGGAGAGACUGGGUAUGAGGAGUGAAGAGAAGAGGGCGGGUAGUACGAUUGUAAGGAGGGUAUUGCCGCUGGAGCACAAGGCUUGGAGGGGUAUUGGGUCGGAAAAGGCCGCCAACACACAGAGACCUGGAGGACACUCGAAUGAUACUUCGUUGGAACACAUGCCGCUUGUCGAGGGUGCAAACUCAGGAGUAGACGGUUCCCGUACAGAAACAGUUUCUGCAAGGGAUGACGAGCACUCUGCUUCGCCUGAGGAGAGUGACCUGGGAAGUGAGCAGACCACUACCAAGCAGUCACAAGUAGGAGAGGAAAAUACCGAAGAUGCAGAUAACAAACGCGCCGAAGUUUUAGUGUAG